Sclerotinia sclerotiorum 1980 UF-70 is the source of this 2277-nucleotide messenger RNA. RefSeq lists its product as hypothetical. Gene Ontology annotation, molecular function: xylan 1,4-beta-xylosidase activity; alpha-L-arabinofuranosidase activity. The transcript has 6 exons. Bases 1 to 2277 code for a protein of 758 amino acids. Gene Ontology annotation, biological process: xylan catabolic process; arabinan catabolic process. Lineage: Eukaryota; Fungi; Ascomycota; Leotiomycetes; Helotiales; Sclerotiniaceae. The record is from RefSeq and is a predicted model, not a curated record. Gene Ontology annotation, cellular component: plant-type cell wall.
AUGAAGAGUUUAAAUAUACUCGGUACCAUUGGUAUCACUGGCGCUAUUGCGGCAAAGUUUCCCGAUUGUGUAAAUGGUCCUCUGGCCAACAAUACAGUCUGUGAUACGACUGCUGAUCCUUAUACAAGAGCGACAGCUCUAGUAUCAUUAUUUACUCUAGCCGAGAAAAUCAACAAUACAGGAAACACAAGCCCUGGCGUUCCAAGGAUAGGUCUUCCAGCAUACCAAUGGUGGAAUGAAGCUCUCCAUGGCAUAGCUUAUGGAACUCAUUUUGCCGCAGCUGGCUCGAAUUACUCUUAUGCAACAUCCUUUCCUCAACCGAUUCUAAUGGGCGCUGCGUUUGACGACGCAUUGAUCCACGAUGUAGCCUCUCAAAUUUCGACGGAAGCGAGAGCUUUUAGCAAUGCCAAUCGUUAUGGUCUCAAUUUCUGGACACCCAACAUCAAUCCCUACAAAGAUCCCCGCUGGGGUCGUGGGCAAGAAACUCCUGGUGAAGACCCAUUCCACGUCUCCAGUUACGUCAAUGCUUUAGUGACUGGACUUCAAGGUGGAUUAGAUGAUUUACCGUAUAAGAAAGGAGUAGCAACUUGCAAACAUUACGCAGGAUAUGAUCUCGAGAAUGGCGGUGGCAUCCAGCGAUACGCUUUUGAUGCUAUUAUUAAUUCUCAAGAUCUGAGAGAUUAUUAUCUUCCAUCUUUUCAGCAGUGCGCUAGAGAUUCAAAUGUUCAGAGCAUUAUGUGCAGUUAUAACGCAGUCAAUGGAGUUCCGACUUGCGCGGAUGAUUGGUUAUUGCAAUCGCUUUUGAGAGAGCAUUGGGGCUGGGUGGAAGAAGAUCAGUGGGUAACUAGCGACUGCGAUGCCGUACAAAACAUCUGGGACUCCCACAACUAUACUUCAACUCCAGAGCAAGCAGCAGCAGACGCCUUAAACGCGGGAACAGAUCUUGACUGUGGUGGUUUCUGGCCAACCUACUUAGGCUCAGCAUACAAUCAAAGUCUAUAUAACAUAUCUACCCUUGACCGAUCACUCACUCGAAGAUACGCAUCGCUUGUCCGGCUCGGAUAUUUUGAUCCCGCAUCUAUUCAACCUUAUCGCCAACUUGGGUGGUCUGAUGUUUCUACACCUAGUGCUGAACAACUUGCACUCCAGGCGGCAGAAGAUGGUAUUGUCCUACUCAAGAAUGAUGGAAUACUUCCAUUACCCUCGAACAUCACAAAUGUGGCAUUGAUUGGACCAUGGGCAAAUGCUACAACACAGAUGCAGGGAAAUUAUUAUGGUCAAGCUCCUUAUUUGCACUCUCCAUUGAUCGCAGCACAAAAUGCAGGUUUCCAUGUUACAUAUGUUCAAGGUGCAGAUAUAGAUUCCACAAACACCACGGAGUUCACGGCAGCUAUAGCUGCGGCAAAGAAAGCUGAUGUCAUCAUAUAUAUUGGAGGAAUUGAUAACUCUAUCGAAGCUGAAGCAAAGGACCGAAAAACAAUUGCAUGGCCCUCCAGUCAAAUUUCUCUCGUUAAUCAACUCGCUAAUCUCUCUAUUCCACUCAUUAUUUCCCAAAUGGGCACCAUGAUAGAUUCCUCCUCCCUCCUAACAAACCGAGGCGUCAAUGGCAUUAUCUGGGCCGGCUACCCUGGUCAAGACGGGGGAACCGCUAUUUUCAACAUCCUAACAGGGAAAACCGCACCAGCAGGUCGUCUACCUAUCACCCAAUAUCCCAGCGAUUACGUGAACGAGGUGUCUAUGAACAAUAUGAAUUUACACCCUGGUGCAAACAAUCCCGGAAGAACUUAUAAAUGGUUCAACGGAACCUCUAUCUUCGAUUUCGGUUUCGGAUUACAUUACACCACAUUCAACGCUAAAAUUACACCUCCCUCAUCCAACACCUUCGAAAUCUCUCAUCUCACUUCCAACACAUCAACACACAAAGAUCUAACUCCCUUCCUCACCCUCCCUAUAAGUAUCUCAAACACCGGCACCACAACAUCCGAUUACGUAGCUCUCCUCUUCCUCACCGGUUCCUUUGGUCCAACUCCAUAUCCUAAGAAAUCUCUAGUGGCAUACACGAGACUUCAUGAUAUUAAAGGCGGCGCGAGUUCCACCGCACAAUUAAAAUUGAAUCUUGCAAGUUUGGCGAGGGGCAAUGAGAAAGGGGAUUUGGUUUUGUAUCCAGGGGAUUAUAAGGUGGUAGUUGAUGUUGAUGGGAAGGAUGAAUGGAGUUUUACCUUGAAGGGAGAGGAAGCGGUUUUGGAUCGGUGGCCCGAGAACAAGAGUGGAAAGUGA